AUAAGUAUGUUCUGCCAAAGGCAACUGACUAGCUAGUUAGCUCGUUGUAGCCCCAAUUACAGCUGCUGAAUUAUCUAUUAUUUUCGUGCCCUGUCGAUGUUGGCACUUCGGUGGCUGGCUGUCUAAUUGUGACUAGGGCUGGGACUUGGCUGAUGUUCACUCAGACAUCCUUGAACGUGAACUACAUCGCCGUCUAUAUGCUUGUUAAAUUUGCAACCUCGCCCUCUAGAUAACGCAUACUGUAAAUAUUAGGAGUAGCUCUCGAGUUCGACCGGGCUAGGUGUACAGGUUUCCAGUUCAUUUGACGUAAUGCAUCUGAGGUGUAUCCAUUGUUGAACCAUCAUGAUGGCAGGUUCCCAAUGGGAGCUUCCUCCAGAGCUAUGUUGUCGGCCGAUGGCCUUUGUGGCGCUGACCGGUCUGGACGUGGUUUACAAUGCUGUACACCGAGCCAUCUGGGACGCAUUCUGUGCCAACCGUCGAGCAGACAGAGUUCCCAUCUCUUUCAAAGUGCUCCCAGGAGACCAUGAGUACCCCAAAUGUCGCACUAAGCGAACUUCCUAUGAGUGGUACAUCCCCAAAGGCAUUCUGAAAACGGGCUGGAUGAAUAAACAUCUGAACCUGGUACCUGCUCUAGUUGUUCUCUUUUAUGAACUGGACUGGGACGACCCACAGUGGAAAGAGAAACAGUCUGAAUGUGCCACUAAAGUGGAGAUUGUCAGAACCAGUCUUCAGGGUAGGAACACCAAGGUGGCUGUGGUUCUAAUCCAGAAGAAAACUCCUCUACCUCCAGGGGAGGAUCUUGUAGCAUCAGAGAGAGCCGCAGCUCUUUGUAAUGCAUGUGAUCUGUCUGGCAAGAGUCUCUUCGUACUGCCACACACUGAUCACUUGGUGGGCUACAUUAUAAGGUUGGAGAAUGCCUUCUAUGAACACGCUCAGACUUACUACUACACAGAGAUCCGUCGUGUCAAAUCGCACAAGGAGUUCCUUAACAAGACAACACAUCAGCUGCUGUUUGUCAGACACCAGUUUAAAAUCGCUUUCUUCAGUGAGCUGAAACAGGACACGCAGAACGCUCUCAAGUAUUACAGAACUGCAUACAGUCUUGUCCACGAACUCCGAGCCCAUGAGACCAACAUGUUGGAGAUCAAAACUAUGGCUGGAUUCAUCAACUAUAAGAUCUGUCGUCUGUGUUUCCAGCACAACACUCCUCUAGAUGCUAUUGCCCAGUUCAGGAAGCACAUUGACCUGUGUAAGAAGAAGAUCGGUAGUGCUGAACUGGCCUUUGAACAUUCAGCAUGGAUGUCUAAACAAUUCCAGUCGUUUGGUGAACUGUUUGAUGAAGCAAUAAAAUUGGGUCUGACGGCGAUCCAGACCCAGAAUCCUGGUUUCUACUACCAGCAGGCUGCCUGUUACAGCCAGGAGAGGAAGCAGCUGGCACAGCAGCUCUGUCGGGCUGGAGCGAGUCCUCCCUCCCCUGACCCACUGGACACCCAGAGUGGAGGACUGGACUUCUAUGGCCAGAGACCAUGGAGACAAGGACACCAGAGCAUCGAUCCUCCAGAUGCAGAGAAGGAGAAGACGGGGAUUCUGGCUCUGCAGAUUAAAGAGAGAGACGUGCCACAUUCUGAGCUGAUAAUAGCACUUCUCAGUAAUGCUGUCGCCCAGUUUAAGAAGUACAAGUGCCCCCGGAUGAAGAGUCACCUCAUGGUGCUAAUGGGAGAGGAAUACUACCACGCUAAAGACUACACCAAAGCCCUAAAGCUGUUGGACUAUGUGAUGUGUGACUAUCGGACAGAGAGAUGGUGGGGACUCCUGACAGCCAUAUUGACCACAGCUCUGCGCUGUGCUUAUCUGAUGGCCAGUGUCAAAGACUACAUCAUAUACUGUAUGGAACUUCUGGGCAGAGCUUCAACACUGACUGAGGAGCAAAAGGGGAGGAUUGAGAAGAAUAUCAUCAAAGUCCUGAUGAACGAGGUCCCUGACUCUGAGCCAGAGUGUGAUCCGGCCUCUGUCAGUGCUGCCAGGUUGCUGUGGAAUGACCGCAUGGCUUUAGCUGGGUCAAAUGAGUUCACUAUAGAAGUGCAGGACUACAUACCAUUCAUCCAGUGUAAGGCCAAGUUCCUCUCUCCCAGUUUCCAUGUAGACCAGCCCAUCCAACUUCAGGUCUUCCUCCAAGCUGACUGUCCUCAUCCUGUAUCACUUAACAAGCUGGCCGUCAGCCUCAGUAACCAGGAGUACAACCAGUGGUGUGUGCUCGAGUCGUCAGGUCAGGACAGUGUAAGCUUAUUGCCAAGGAAAACCAAAUGCUUCAACUUCAGCUUUGUAGCAAAGACUGAAGACGUUGGCAAGAAGAUUGAGAUGACAGGUAUUGAGGUGAUGCUGGGCGGUGACACUGGCCGCUGUGUCUUUCUGAGCUGGAGAGGGGCAGGUGGAGAUGCAGCCUCUACCCACGAAGCCUUGCAGACCAGCAGGUCAUCCCGCCGAUGGGGGCGAGGGGUUGAGACACGGCCAGUACUGGACUGGCACAGCGUGAUCAUGCAGCACAGCACCAUGAUCAUCUCAAGAGUCCCAAAGAUCUUGGUUCAGCUAAGCCACCAGCCUCCAGCACUCAUCAAUGAAAUGUACUGUAUUGGCCUCACUGUCAAAUCACAGGAGGAGGGUGUGGCAAAGGAUCUCAAACUGACUGCUGGUCUGAAACCAGGCCAGGAUGCCAAUCUAGGCCAGACCACACAUGUGACUCUCAAUGGCUCAAAGGUUUGUGACGACACUGCACCUGCUCUGCUCCCUGACGUCCCCCUGGGAGACCUGAAACCGGGCGAAAAGUUGGAGAGUUGUAUAUAUGUGAAGUGUGUGUCAACUGCACCACGGGUGUUCCUCUUCCACGUGGCCUACAGCAUCGAUACCACAGUGGAUGGACGACAGAUUGUCUGCAAAUGUCAUAAGGAUGAGACGGUUACCAUAGAGACUGUGGUCCCAUUUGAGGUGUCUGUCAAGUUUGUAUCCACCAAGUUUGAGCCAUUGGACCGGGUGGCAGUGGACAUCCCCUUCCUGUUCAUGAUAGACAUUGUUUCCUCAUCUCCCUGGCCCCUUCUGUUGGCCUCCUCCUCUCUACAGCUCCUCACUAUGACCAGCAACACACCACAGCUUCAGUCACAGCUACAGGAAGUGGUUUUGCAGACAGGUGAGUGUGCCAGUGAGUGUUUCUGUCUCCGUUGUCCACCACUGACCAACAGCAAUACCACGGUGGCUACAGGACAGUACUUGAUAUCAUGGAGGAGGAAGCCCUCCAGUGCUGACAGUCCUCUCAUCCAGAGUACUGUCACUCUACCUCAUGUCAUCCUGGAGUCUGUCCCUCUCUACAUCCAUGCUGAUUUACCAUCAUAUGGGCGAGUCAGAGAGUCUCUACCAGUCCGUUACCACAUAGAGAACAGAACAGCUCUGGUGCAGGAGGUGGAGAUGGCUGUUGAACCCUCUGAUGCCUUCAUGUUUUCUGGACUCAAACAGGUGCGCCUCCGUAUCCUCCCUGGCUCUGAGCAGCAGAUGCUUUAUAACUACUACCCUCUGAUGGCUGGUUACCAGACACUGCCCCAGCUCAACAUCAGUCUGCCCCGCUGCCCGACCACCGACACACACACACUGAGACGCUUCCUGCCUCAACGCAUCUUUGUCAAGCCUCAGGGUCGCCAGCUGGAUGAUGCAUCCAUUGCUGCUGCUUGAAAAAAACACGCCCUACAGACUGCAUAUAUGAGAGAUGACCAGCUUGUUCUAGAUGUAUGAUUCCUCACAGAUGACAAUAUUAACACUAUUUGUUUUAUAUUGAUAUGUAAAGACAGAACAGGUAAAUAAUCUGUUGACCACCAGGAGAAGUGCAGUGAUUCCAGUGUGUCUGUUCAGAGUGAAUAUGAUGACGUGAUGUGAGCAUGACAGGAGGUUGCUGAAUGAACCUCAUGUUCAAGUAAAAGUAAAAAUAUUUCAAUGAAUCCUGUGUGGAAAUUUGGCUAGAGUCUAAUACAUGGAAACUGAAUGUGAUGGUUUAAUUAAACUGUAGUGAUGUAUA
Scophthalmus maximus (turbot) is the source of this 4057-nucleotide messenger RNA. It is a transcript of the gene trappc11, whose product is annotated as trafficking protein particle complex subunit 11. The transcript has 30 exons. Lineage: Eukaryota; Metazoa; Chordata; Actinopteri; Pleuronectiformes; Scophthalmidae. The record is from RefSeq and is a predicted model, not a curated record. Bases 343 to 3717 code for a protein of 1124 amino acids.